GGCUCGUGUCCUUCCCGAACCAAAAUGGCCAACCUGUCGAUGAACGAUGUUGCCGAUUCAUGGAAAAAAUUCGCAAAAAUGUCGGCGACGACUUUCUCUAGAGCUAAACAGCUCACGGAAGAGAAAUUAAAUCGUGCCGAGAGGACUGAAUUUGACGCUCAUUUCGAGAAUUUAGUCGCCAGGGCUGAAAAAACACGAGAUUGUACGGCGAAAAUUACAGCACGGACUUCAGCAUUGAUUCAGCCAAAUCCUAAUGCUCGUGUUGAGGAUGUCAUGUAUCAAGCACUUGAUGGCAAAAAGAAAGAAAGACAGACAAAUUAUGAACUCUUAGGACAAUGUAUGUUUGACUCUGGCAAUGACCUUGGUCCUGGGACAGCAUAUGGUGGCUCUCUUGUGGAAUGUGGUAAAUCAAUGAGAAAAAUUGGACAAGCAGAACGAGAUCUUCUUGAAAAAACUGUUUCAAGAUUUAUGAAUCCACUUCAGAAUUACCUUCAAACUGACAUCAAAACAAUCAUGAAGGAGAAACGUGUGCUGUUGGCAAAACGACUUGACUUAGAUGCUUGCAGGACUAGAGUAAAAAAGGCAGAAAAUCAGCCACCUGAAAAAGUUCAACAACUUGAAGCAGAUUUAAGAGUUGCUCAGGCAGAAUUUGACAGACAAUAUGAAGUGACAAAAUUAUUGUUAGAUGGUGUUACUACUGCUCAGAACAGUCAUUUAAUUGCUCUGCAAAGUUUUGUCGAGGCACAAGCACAAUACUUUGAUCAAUGUCAUAAAACUAUGCUAGAAUUACAAAGGCACAUUCAGAGUGGUACUGGUGCAACUGGUCGCAGUUCAUCCUCCUUUGGUGGUAUUAGUAAACCUCCACCAUACAAUAUUUCUAAGCCUUCUACAACAUUUGAUAUAAAUACAGUGACUAGACCAAGUGUCACUCACAAGGCUAAAGUAAUGUAUGAUUAUGAUGCAACUGAAGAUGAUGAACUAUCUUUAUUGGCUGAUGAGGUGAUUAUUGUGUAUACAGUGUCAGGUCUUGACAAUGACUGGAUGAUUGCUGAACGAGGAACACAGAAAGGACGUGUACCAAUAACAUAUAUAGAACUCUUGCCUUAAUUAAAUAACAUAUUUAAAUCAAUUAUUUCAAUAUUAACAAACUGUAGCCGGCUUUUGAACCAUCAUACAUACCCAUAGGACAGCAAGCAUGACAGCUUGUUAGAAAUACUUUCCAAACUUAUUAAGAAGACCAUGCAUUAGUUUUUACGAAAACAAAACUGCAAUGAAAUUCAUAUUUGUAGGGAAAUACACUUUUGUUUUGUUGAAUUUUGCCGAGAAUAUUAAAAUAUCGUUCACUCGAUAUCGUGUCACUAAAAUAUUAAUUCAACAUUAAUUGUUUUUUCGUUUAUUGUUUUGUGUCCGCAAUCUCUCAAGGGUUAAUGAGUUUGGGAAAUGUUUCGAGAAUUCACUACAACUGAUGUUUCAUAUAUUAACGCGAAAAUUGGGAACUGCAUAAAGUAAGCACGUAACUCUGGGACUUAAUUGUUGAAUUAUAUUUAAUAUAGAUGGCUUCUUGACGUCAUAACUCCGUCUAUUCGUGCAAUGAGUCAUGAAUAGCGGAACUUUAAGUCUGCUCUGACGUCUAGUGGAAGCCAUUUACUAGUAUUUUUUCACAACUAUUAUAACAAUGAAAAGCUGUGACCAAGGAUAUUAUAUUUAUUCGCUUUCUUAAAACGAGCUUUAGUGGCGUACUUAUGAUGGCUGCGUAAAGAUAUUGUUUUAUAUAUAUUUGCAUAAUUUGCGCAUAUAACGAC
This is a messenger RNA of Dendronephthya gigantea, 1802 nucleotides long. Its product is annotated as endophilin-B1-like. The coding region runs from base 25 to 1107 and encodes 360 amino acids. NCBI's taxonomy places the organism in Eukaryota, Metazoa, Cnidaria, Anthozoa, Malacalcyonacea, Nephtheidae. The transcript has 9 exons. Gene Ontology annotation, molecular function: protein binding. The record is from RefSeq and is a predicted model, not a curated record. Gene Ontology annotation, cellular component: membrane; cytoplasm. Gene Ontology annotation, biological process: membrane organization.